UUCAAAACAAACAAGAAAGCGUUGAAGGGUUAAUUAAAGUAAUUUGUUUUAAAAUAGCGACAAGGUUCCCUUUCUACUAACAGAACGAUGCAUGUAAUAUUCAUUGUAGUAAUCACAUUUUCCAACAAACAAGAAAUAAAAAAUUAUUUAACUUCAUAUUGUGGCCAGAAUUACUCAUAACCAGCAGGGUAUUAAUGGUGGUUAAUCAAUUAAUUUAUGUUAAUGUCGAGGCGCUAUAAAACCGAAAUACUGUUUAUUGUUAACUGUUAAUUAGUAUUCAAUGCGCCGCAGUAAAACCAUACUGAUAAUAGGACAACAAUGAAACUUCUGUGAUAUCAAUGAAAAGUGUGAAUAAUAUAAAUACUUUAAAACUAGUCUAACCGUCAGUACGUGCCUUCGUGCAUUCCCGAUCUGUAGUUACACUUUAAAUUUCGCAAUUUCAAAAUGAAAUUCUCAACCACUUGGCUUGCUGUCAUAAUCCUGGUUACCGUUACAAUGGACACGGCUUCCAGUAAAAGUUUACCCCAAAGCGAUUAUAUCGAUUUAUCCAGUUAUGGAACGCGAAUGUUUGGUGUGCCCUCCAGAGAAGUCGGAGUAGAGGUUGCUAAUUGGAAUCCCGAUCAGAAUCGGGGCAACCCAGAAGAAUUGGGCACUUACUUAGAAGGUGAUAUCUUAUUUCCCAGUCCAAAGUCUAGAAAUGGAUUAAUUGACGAGACAACCCGUUGGCCGAAUGCCACAGUACCAUUUGAAAUUGUUGGUGACUUUGGUAAAUUUUUAAACAAUCCGAUUAACAUUAAACCAAUUAAACCGGGCACUCGUUUAGAUGCUAGGCAAAUGGAUACGUUAGAGAAAGCGAUCAAUGCUUAUCAUGAAAACACAUGUCUUAAGUUUACGCCCAGAACGUCUUCCGACACGGAUUAUAUUUCGAUUCAGGGCACGGAUUCGGGAUGCUGGUCUAGCGUUGGUCGCGUAGGCGGGCGACAGGUGGUUAACUUACAAAAAAAUGGUUGCAUGUCUACAGUCGGAACACCCAUUCAUGAACUGAUGCAUGUAGUGGGCUUUAAACACGAACAGACUCGCGAGGAUCGUGACGAUUUUGUUGAAAUUGUCCGAGACAACAUAAAACCAGGAUACGAAAAUAAUUUCGAGAAGGCAGAUCCUGGAACGACAAGUGGCUUUGGAACGUCAUACGAUUACGGCAGCGUGAUGCACUACUCGGAUCUUGCCUUUUCGAAAAAUGGUGAACCAACAAUUGUGAAUAAGAAAAAACUCAAUGGCAAAAUGGGUCAGCGGCAUGGAUUUGCUAAAAGUGACAUUAAAAGGAUCAACAAUAUGUACAACUGUAAGAUGACAACAGCAUCAUCCGGUUAUAAGCUAAUUGUUAAACUGACUCAAUCUGUUAGCGGCGGCAUCAAUGACAUAUUAAACGAAUUUAUGGGUGUGUUUAAGGAUGAAACAACUACAACAAUGUAGAAAAUGUCUCUACAGCUCUAUCGACAUUUCGGUGGCAUCUCUGUGGCUAGAUUGUGUAAGAAGUUUAUUUACAAAAAGGUAUGUUCAUCCUAAAUUGGAAAGAAUUGGGAAAUUUUGGAGGGCUUGGUCGCUGAAUUGCGAAAAAAAAAGUUUAUUAACAGAAAUUUGUGUUCACGAUCACACGGAAUUUGGAUGACAAAAUCUUGGAGAUGAUAGGUACAGUAACAUUUUGUAAUUUAAUUGAGAAUAAAUUCAAUUAUUUUUACAACUGAUUGAUUGCCGAAUUUCGCAAUGAUUUUAUUAAAAA
Bradysia coprophila is the source of this 1780-nucleotide messenger RNA. Its product is annotated as hatching enzyme 1.2-like. Lineage: Eukaryota; Metazoa; Arthropoda; Insecta; Diptera; Sciaridae. Gene Ontology annotation, biological process: proteolysis. The record is from RefSeq and is a predicted model, not a curated record. Gene Ontology annotation, molecular function: metalloendopeptidase activity; zinc ion binding.